Messenger RNA from Angiostrongylus costaricensis, 828 nucleotides. The record is from the annotation of a GenBank genome assembly. NCBI's taxonomy places the organism in Eukaryota, Metazoa, Nematoda, Chromadorea, Rhabditida, Metastrongylidae.
AUGGACAACAUCAGAGUGAAAAUCGAUGGUCGGCAAUUAUACCAUCUUCGCUUUGCUGAUGACAUUGUCCUUAUAACACCAAAUAUUAGACAAGCGGAACAUAUGUUUGCCGACUUUGAUAAAGUCUGUGGAAAGAUUGCUCUUCGACUAGAUCUCACAAAAACGAUGCUCAUGAAGAAUGGAUUCGUUUCGCAUACUAGUGCGCUCAACGGAACGAAUAUCUCCGAAUGCUCGAGUUAUAUCUAUCUAGGUCAUGAAAUCAAUACGAUGAACGACCUAGCUCUAGAGCUGAGCAGAGGGAAACGAGCGGCUUGGGGAGCUUUCAAGAGCAUCGGGGAUGUCGUGAAGAGAAGGAAAAACACCCGCCUUCGUGCCCACCUUUUCGACUCAACGGAACUUCCUGCCGUAACGUAUGCGUCAGAAACUUGGUCGCUGCAAAGGCAGGGUGAAAGGUCAAUCAAGGUUAUCGAACGAGCAGUCGAAAGGAUGAUGUCAGGAGUAUCCCAUUCCACACAAGCAACGGAAGGGAUCCGAAGCUCCGAGCUACGUCAACGAUCAAAAAUCAAAGAUGCCGUUUUGUAUUCCGAACAGUUGAAGAUAAGGUGGGUCGGACACGCACUGCGUAUGAACGACAACCGAUGGACAGGAGCCGUUAGUGACUGGAUUCCUCUGGAUGUCAAACGUACUGCAGGAAGACCAUCGACCUGGUGGUCUGAGUUCUUCGCGAAGAGCCUUGGAAGAAGAUACGUUGCUCGAGGAAUCCCUAGAGUGAGCAGGACCCACCGGGCCACUCUUGCACGCAACAGGGAAAUAUGGAAGAUUUAUUAG